GCAGGCCUUUCCUCUUUUGCCGUCUACCAGGACCCACAGGAUCACGAACCCUUGUCGCCGUCCGACAUGUAUGAGGAGGGCGACUCUUUUCACUCGGAGCGCUCAUUCCCCAACGACGUGGUGCACACCAUCGAGCUCCAGCAGCAGCAGCAGCAGCAGCAACAGCAGCACCCGCACCACCAGGAACCCGACGACGAGCCCCUGCCCUACCGCAGCUCGUACACGGCGCGCCCCGGCUCCCAGCCACGCAUGUCGUCGCACUACAGCUUCGCCUCGGCCAUUCCCUCGGAAUCGUCAAUAUCCUCAAAGCCCAUUCUGCCUGCCAAUGAGGCCGGUGCCCGCGCUCGCAAGGAGCGACCGCGCUUACGAAACUCUGAUUCUGCUCGCGCAAUGCACAUGUCGUCGCCUCCGCCUCUGCUAGCCCACCAGUCCUCGCACGAGCGGCUAAAGGCCUCCUACAAACUCACUACGCCGAGCAGAAACGGAGGCGCGGAGACACCGGGCUCACGACACUCUGGCUCGAGAAGAAGGAGCAUACGCGAACCCCACAGCCCACGCCCAAUGCCCAUGCCACAGCAAGCUCCGCUCGUGCUGCUGCACGUAACCAUCCUGCCCAUGCAGCUGCCCUACUCGCACGACAUCAUGGCACGGAUCAUGCCCGAUUGGCUGGUUGAGAACUACAAGCUGCUAGAGGAGAAGCUGCAGGAUAUCAUCCUGAUGCGGCGCGGUCUCCUGAUUCCGCACCCGAGAGACGAGUAUGACCUGCUCGAGGAACGCAUUCUCGAGAGCCUGGAGCUCAAGACGCCCCGCUUGCUUCCGUGUGGACACUUUGUCCCGCCCGAGGAUGACGACGACAGGGAGGAUGACGACGACACGGCAAGCCUUGGCGACGAGAACACUGGACGCGGUAGCAGGAUGAGCGGAGGCACACUUACCGAGGGUAGCAAUACAUCUGCCAACGGCGACCACAGCAUGUGCAUCGACUGCCACCGCCAACUCAAAAAGCCAGGCAAGGGCAUUGGUGCUGGCACACGGAAAUGGGACAUCAAGAUCUACGCCGCCAACGGCCUGAUGCGUGCUGCGGCGUGGGGUGCGUGCUGGAACGACAUGGAACGGUGCGACGUUGAGAUCCACCCGUGGAUCCCAGAGGAGGUCCGCAAGACGUUGGAAGCACGAGCACGUGAGGAACUCGAUGCAGACAAGCGCAAGCAGCAGUACACUGUGGAACUUCAACGCCAAAUACAAGAAGCCGCUGCCAAGGCCAAGAUCCUGGAAGAGGAGACGAAUGAGAAGAAGCGCCAAGAAGAAGCUGAGCUGCAAAAGAGCUUCGAGGAGGCGGCUGCAGCGCUGCGACGUAGCAUCGACGAAAAGGCUGCCGAGAAGAAGCGCUUUGAGGAAGACCUUGAGGCCAAGCUGCAUGAAGCCAAAGAAGCAGUUCGUCUAGAGGUGGAAGCCAAGGCGCUGGCUAAAUCCGAUGCCGUUGCUGAGCGCCUCCGUGCUCUGGAAGAAACUCUCAGGGAGAAGGAAAGGGUUGAGGCUGCCUCCCGUCCACGCCCAUCCUCCGAGGUUCCCCUCGGCACCCUUCUCAGGAACUACGUCCUCGUCCUGCUGGGCGACAAGCGCAACCUGAUUAUUCUUUUCCUCACUGCUGCCGUCAUAUACUUGACCAUGAGUAUGCACGCGAUACAGCAAGAGGCUUCUACCGCACAGAUGCUCCAGUUGCCCACUGACAUUGUCGUUGCCCCGGCAAUGCCAAAUGCGGUUACGGCGACUAUGACGGCGACAUCCUACUCGACCCUUACCGUCACUGAGUCUCAGACUGCCAUCAGCAUGCAGGAGACUCCUGCUAUUGCCGCGCCUGCGCCUGUCGCUGAGAUUGAGGGCAAGGCUGAAGUCCAAGUUGAGACUGAGGUCCAGGUUGAGACUGAGGCCCAAGUUGACGUUGAAGCCCAAGUCGCUCCCGUUGAGACUGUUCUCAAAGCCGAAGAAGCACUGCCAACAAGCCGUGCAGUAGAGCUUUUCGACGCUGCAAAGCAAGCUGCACCCAUGGCUCAGGAGCCCCUCAACAAGACUCCUCUUGCAUCCCAAGACACGUCAUGCGCUCUGGCACCUGUCCUCGUUGAGGCUCCACUCUCCUACUGCGCAGUCAGCCAAUACUAACUGCCUGGUCAAGCGGUGAACAAUCUUUUCGUUUUUCCUAUGUAUUUUUUUUCUUCUUUUCCUGCUCAAUCAUCUCAGCAAAUACCACGUCAUACCAUACCAUGCCAUGUUUAUGAAGUAAUGUAGCGAAUCGCAUAUAACCUCGCAUAGUACCGAGCCGGCAUAGCGAAUACGGCGUUUUUAUAGGGAGUUGGAGAAAUGUUUUCCUUUUUUUUUUGCUGCCUUCACUGGCAGCUGAUGUUGAUGUUGUUGAUGCUGAUGUUAUAUGACGCCGAC
Molecule: messenger RNA, 2436 nt
Organism: Exserohilum turcica Et28A
Lineage: Eukaryota; Fungi; Ascomycota; Dothideomycetes; Pleosporales; Pleosporaceae
Exons: 1
Coding region: 67-2160 (697 amino acids)
Source: RefSeq, a predicted model, not a curated record